Messenger RNA from Erpetoichthys calabaricus (reedfish), 1232 nucleotides. It is a transcript of the gene sparcl2, whose product is annotated as SPARC-like 2. Lineage: Eukaryota; Metazoa; Chordata; Cladistia; Polypteriformes; Polypteridae. The record is from RefSeq and is a predicted model, not a curated record. The coding region runs from base 23 to 745 and encodes 240 amino acids. Gene Ontology annotation, biological process: anatomical structure development. Gene Ontology annotation, molecular function: extracellular matrix binding; calcium ion binding; collagen binding. The transcript has 8 exons.
AGCUUCAAAGAGUGAGAAGGCAAUGACAAGACUGAGAAGGCAGCAGCUGGAAGAAGAACGCCUGAGACCUUACAUUGGCCGCGUUGAACCUGAGGAACUUUGCCAAUUACUCAAGUGCCACAAGCCUGCAGGAUCAUGGUGCCAGGUCGUUGAAGAAAAUGGGAUUCGUAUUCCAAGAUGUGUUUGCCCCAAAACCUGCCCUAGUGAUCGGGCACCAGUGUGCAGUGUACUGGGCAAAUCUUAUGAGAAUGCCUGCCUUUUUCAUAAGGAGUCAUGCAGGAAACGCCGUAGGACUGGGCUGGCCCAUCAAGGUUUCUGCAUAGCACCAUGGACAAAAUGCUCUAAAAUGGAGUUUGCCCAGUUUCCCUAUCGUCUGCUGGACUGGUUUUUAUUGCUGAGUCAAAGGGAACAUCCACAGAAGAAGAAUGGAACCAGCCUGCCACUUAACUGUCUUAGUUAUGAACAGAGAAAGAACCUUGCUGAGAGGCACUUUGCUUCCCUGGACCGAAAGAAGAAUGGAAAAUUAAGCCGGAGGGACUUGAGGAAAAUCCUCUACCGCCAUAUGCCAUUGGAGCAUUGUGCUACCAGCUUCUUCAAGUCUUGUGAUAUGAAUGGAAACAAGAAAAUCACACUUAAUGAGUGGACCAAAUGCUUGGUGGACAGAUCUGAGAACUGGUAUCAGGACUUGAUGUCGGUGAAAAUGGGCUCCAAAUCAAUAUGCCCUCAGAAUGAAAUCAUCCACUGAAAAUGGAAACACAUGAAAUGCUAUCGUCUUCCUUCAAGCCCAUCUGUAUUUAUAAUAUAAAAUCUACAUACCUGAAAGGAGUUCAACAGAACAUUAGAAAGAAGUCUUCCAUCAGAUGAGCACUUGCCAAUAUUAGAAGGAAAAACAUGGACUAUUUAUAUUGAAACCAAAUAUGGAUCCACUCAUUGUACCCCAGUCUCUUUUUUCAGGCUCAUUGCCCACCAGGAACACAAGACCAGUUGAGGUGAAGUAGCACUUCUAUAGCCUGGGCAGCUGGCAACAUUGUUACAGUAUAUGAUAUUCUCAUACAUAAAGAAUAUAACAGAUAUAAAUGUUGGAAAAUGUGUAUUGUUCAGCCAGAAUGUAAAUGUUAUGCAGUCCUUGGUAGACACAAUGCAAGCAGCAAGUGACCAAUCCAUGCAUUAUGACUACAAACAUUUAUGGAUCAAUGAGAAUUUGCUUAAAUUAAAAACUACAUUUACUAAAA